AUGACUAUAACAAUAGACCACUCGACCCACCCGCACAUCAUCGACCAGAUACUCGCCGCGGCGCCGCGCGACUCGCUGCUGAGGCUGCGCGCGACGUCGACGGCGUUCUGUCAUCGCGCGGACAAGGUGCUGUGCGCACACGCCGUAGUCAGCCCCGUCCCGCGGGAGAACACGGUCAACCUGCACACCCCGAGCGCGACGCACCCUUUCGUCGCGGGCGCCGGGGAGCGGCUGCCCUUCGUCCCCGGCGCUGUGGAAACGCUCGACAUCUGCAGCCUGCCAGAGGGCGCCGAUCUCGUCCCGGGCAUCGCGCUGUUCCAGUUCUGCCCCGUGCGCACACUGCGCCGGUUCGGCGUUGAAGCCCUCUCCCGACCGUACGCGAUCCUCGGACACGUCGACACGGUUGUAGACUGUGUCGAUACUGCCUCCAGCGACGCCUACCACCCUUCGGUGCAGAUCACCCUCGCGCCGCCGGCGCGCCGGCGCGUCCUCCAUGUCCAUUGGAACGAGAACGAACCAUACAGUCGCCUGUCAUUCUCCGUCCCGGAGGUUCCGAGAUUUGGCCCAAUCUUGCAGGGACUGGCUUUGGUCACUGGUCUGAUGGAGAUCAAACCCAUCCAGAACAGAUGAACUACCUCUUAUCUUUGUAUCAUUGAUAUCCUGCGAGCACAUUCGCAAGCCAACCAAGAAUUCAAAAUACAUGCACA
This is a messenger RNA of Vanrija pseudolonga, 707 nucleotides long. RefSeq lists its product as uncharacterized. Lineage: Eukaryota; Fungi; Basidiomycota; Tremellomycetes; Trichosporonales; Trichosporonaceae. The record is from RefSeq and is a predicted model, not a curated record. The coding region runs from base 1 to 630 and encodes 209 amino acids. The transcript is spliced from 3 exons.